GUCGUCAGCGAUCUAAUAAUUGAAUAACGGAUUCGUUCGUUCAGUAGUUCUUUUCCGUUUUCAUUGUCGACGAGGCCGUCUAAACAGGAUCACUUCGGCAACUAAUUUUUCGCUGAGAUUGUGAAAAAUUAAAAUAGAAAAAAAAUUGCAUUAUUAACAUAAUUCAUUUGUACGGCUAACACCUUAACGUUGUGAAAUAAACAUAAUAUUCAAAUGUAUUGAAACGACAGAAGUCGUCGCCAGUAUUGGACAAAACGCGUGCGCCGCCGAGUUACUUCUAAUAGCGGCGUACUCGCGAUGUAUAUAGGGCACUCUUCCACCAUGGUCCAGAUGGGCGCGAAGACGACGACCAUAACAGAGUCUGACAUGUUACAACAGGAAACGUACCUGUUGAAAAACGACCAAAAGGAACAGAAGACGACCAACUAUGACGGAGAGCAGUCCGCACAGUUCCCAGUCAACAAGCAGGAAAUCAUAUGGAUGAACGUCGUGUUCAUCACUUUGUUACACGUUUUGGCCGUAUACUGUUUUUGCAACUACUUCUUCUCCACGAAAUGGCAAACUUACGUAUGGUCUUUCAUAGUCGGCGGUAUUGGUGGAUUUGGAGUUACCGGCGGCGCACAUCGAUAUUUCACACAUAGAUCGUUCAAAGCGAAAUUACCAUUACAAAUCAUACUCAUAUUGUGUUACACAGUAUCGGGACAGAACGACAUACCCGAUUGGGUUCGCGACCACCGAGUGCAUCACAAGUUCAGCGAGACGGACGCCGACCCACAUAACGCCAACAGGGGUUUCUUCUUCUCGCACGUCGGUUGGCUGAUGCAGCGCAAACACCCCGAGGUCUACAGACGGGGCAAGACCAUCGACAUGUCCGAUAUCGACAACGAUCCACUGGUGCAGUUUCACACCAAGCACUUUUUACUGUUCAAGAUGUUGUUAUGUUUCAUCAUACCCGUUUUGGUGGCGGUGUACGUGUUGAAUGAAAACUGGGUGGAAGCCAUCAGCUCACUGGCCGUUGUCCGGUACGUGUUGAACUUGAACUUCACGUGGUCAGUCAACAGCGUGGCUCACAUCUGGGGAAGCAAGCCGUAUGACAAACGCAUUCAACCCGCGCAGAACUUGAUGGUGUCCAUUGUGGCCAUGGGCGAGGGCUGGCACAACUACCAUCACGUGUUCCCGUGGGACUACAGGGCGGCCGAGAUCGGCGGAUACCUGUUGAACACUACCACGCUGUGGCUAGACCUGUUCGCCAGCAUCGGUUGGGCGUACGAUCUCAAGACUCCGUCCAAGCAGCUCGUCCAGCAGGUGGCCGUCAAUCACGGCGACGGAAGCUGGCGAGAGGAACCGGAAACGGCGCACACACGGGACUAUAAGACUUCAUAA
Myzus persicae (green peach aphid) is the source of this 1383-nucleotide messenger RNA. RefSeq names its product acyl-CoA Delta(11) desaturase-like. Gene Ontology annotation, molecular function: iron ion binding; stearoyl-CoA 9-desaturase activity. Gene Ontology annotation, biological process: unsaturated fatty acid biosynthetic process. Bases 298 to 1383 code for a protein of 361 amino acids. Gene Ontology annotation, cellular component: endoplasmic reticulum membrane. The transcript is spliced from 6 exons. The record is from RefSeq and is a predicted model, not a curated record. NCBI's taxonomy places the organism in Eukaryota, Metazoa, Arthropoda, Insecta, Hemiptera, Aphididae.